AUGGCGACGGGAGAUAGAGAAUAUCUCUCUUUGAAAGUCAUGCGGCUCUCACAGCCGUCGUGGGAAUCAAACCCUUGGCCGUUGAUUUCUCUGAGGGAUCUAGCACGUGACGAUCUGGAUGCCUCUCUAGCUAGAGCAGAAGAGACAGUGAACGAGAAGUGGCUGUCAAGCGCGCACUCUCUUCUUCUUCCCAUAACGCAGGGGCGUGUGUUCAGUGGAGAGACAUUUUCGGCCUACCUCAAUAUUGCAAAUGUAUCAAGUAUUCAGGCAAACAACGUUAAGCUGCAAGUCGAACUAUUCCUCGGGAAUUCACGUCAUCUCCUGUUCGACAAUUCGGAGGAUCCGGUUCGGAGCUUAAACCCUGAAGAUUCAUUUGACUGCACUAUUCAGCACCAGAUUGAGGAGUCAGGAACCUGCAUGUUUACCGCUCAAAGCCCCUUCAAGACGGCUCAUCGCAUUACACACUUGCAAGACAAAACUCUUGUAGAGUGCACCCUCACCAAUGUUUCUCAGCAGCAUGUAUUCCUCAACGAGGCCUCCAUCCUCUGCGCUGAGGAAUGCUUUGCAUACAGCCCUGCAUCCGUUUUGGUGCAGCACAUUCCAAAUCUUGGGACGCUAACACUACAGUGGCGCACAUCAACGGGAGGAGUUGGGACACUCAGCGACUAUGAGCUGUUGAAUGCGCCAAAGCCCAUGCAGCCGCUUGAAAUGCGGUUAGUCGAUUUCCCUUCUUCAAUCCAGGUCGACCAUCCAUUCACCGUGGAGCUGGAGGUCAUCAACAGGCUGCAGACGGAUUUGGAACUCAUUCUCUGCGUUAAGCUCUCGGAACUCGAGCCUUUUGUUCUAGAAGGCCCCAAGCAACUGAACCUCGGGCCUCUCGGUCCCCGGUCUUCAAAAAGGUUUUCCUUCGAAAUGCUUUGCCUCCAACCAGGUGCGUUGCUUAAUGUUGUUCCCUUGCUUCUCAUGACUCCUUCCACUUCUUGCUGGUGA
Molecule: messenger RNA, 990 nt
Organism: Eimeria maxima
Lineage: Eukaryota; Apicomplexa; Conoidasida; Eucoccidiorida; Eimeriidae
Product: AGAP005561-PA, related
Exons: 9
Coding region: 1-990 (329 amino acids)
Cellular component (GO): TRAPPIII protein complex
Source: RefSeq, a predicted model, not a curated record